CCCACGCUGCAUCCUGCCUGCCUGCUUGCUCUCCCUUUUGCUUUCUCUCCACUCCCUGUUUUCACCGAUCCGAGAAGCAUGUUGGUCUAUCAGGACUUGCUUACUGGUGACGAGCUUCUCUCGGACUCAUUUCCUUACAAUGAAAUUUUGAAUGGAAUCCUAUGGGAAGUUGAAGGAAAGUGGGUGGUACAAGGAGCAGUGGAUGUUAACAUUGGUGCAAACCCUUCUGCUGAAGGAGGUGAUGAAGACGAGGGUGUUGAUGAUCAAGCAGUGAAGGUAGUCGACAUUGUUGAUACCUUUAGACUCCAGGAGCAACCUCCUUUCGACAAGAAGCAGUUUGUUACUUACAUCAAGAGGUACAUCAAACAACUUACUCCCAAGCUUGAUGCAGAUAAGCAAGAGUUCUUUAAGAAAAACAUUGAGGCAGCAACCAAGUACCUCCUCUCAAAGCUCAGUGACCUCCAGUUUUUUGUUGGGGAGAGCAUGCAUGAUGACAGUACAACAGUGUUCGCUUACUACAAAGAUGGUGCUGCAGACCCGACAUUUUUGUACUUUGGUGUGGGGUUGAAGGAGGUAAAAUGUUGAGAAAUCAAUGAUAUCCUUCGUCGGGAAGAGCCAACAAAUGAAGCGUUGGAUGGAGUUGUUGCUUUUACGUUUGUUCUAUUAUUAGAUUAAAUAUAUGGAUGUUUUGUUGGUUUAAUGUUUGGAGUCAUUUUUGGAUUGCUGCAUUUCAACUGAGGUUCAAUUUCAGUUUUUAUCUUCAAGGUGUUGGGUUGAUUUA
Messenger RNA from Cynara cardunculus var. scolymus (artichoke), 781 nucleotides. RefSeq names its product translationally-controlled tumor protein homolog. Gene Ontology annotation, molecular function: calcium ion binding. Bases 79 to 585 code for a protein of 168 amino acids. The record is from RefSeq and is a predicted model, not a curated record. The transcript is spliced from 5 exons. Gene Ontology annotation, cellular component: cytoplasm. Lineage: Eukaryota; Viridiplantae; Streptophyta; Magnoliopsida; Asterales; Asteraceae.